AUGCGGCUCGCCUCCUUCGUCUCCCUCCUCUGUCUGCUUCUCAAGGGCUUUCAGACCAUCGAGGCCACAGACACAAGCAACAACAGCCCUUAUCGGAUCCUGGCUCCAAACAAUGCUGACUUUGCCUUCCGUCUUUUUGAGAACCUAGUAACCUUGAAUCCCAACAAGGACGUCUUCAUCUCCCCUAUGAGCAUCUCUAUGGCCUUGUCUUUACUUAUUCUGGGUUCCAGCGGCCAAACACACAUUAAGCUGUUUAAUGGCCUGGGCUUAGACAUCAGUGAAAUGUCGGAAUAUGAUAUCCGCGAGAGUUUCCGGCUACUUUAUGAAUUCCUCAGGCUAUCAGACAGGAGUUUGGUAAUGAGCAUGGGCAGCACCUUGUUCCACAAACAGACCUUGAAUAUCAUGACGGUAUUCCCAGUAAAGCCCCAGAACUACUAUGGAUUGGACAACUUUCCUUUAGGCGUCCAGGCCUGGACCAAAACCAGCAGUCAAAUCAACGAGUAUGUGAAGAAUAAAACACAUGGGGAAAUCUCAGGCUUAGUCUUGGAGAUUGAGAACCCGGCCACCAUCAUCCUGAUCAACUACAUCUUCUUCUCAGGUACAUGGGAACAGGCCUUCAGCCCAGAAGACACCAGGUUGGAGGACUUCUUUGUGGAUAACACGACCGUGGUGCAGGUGCCCAUGAUGUUCCAGUCAAACAUCUUCAAGUACUUGUAUGACUCGGAGCUGGAAUGCAUGGUUGUGCAGCUGGAGUACAUGGGCAACAUCACUGCCUUCUUCAUCCUCCCUGACAACAAGAAUAUGGACAUAGUCAUCCAGGAGCUGAACCAAGACACACUUCGUAGGUGGGACACAUCCAUGAUCAGCAGCAACAAUGUGGACCUCUACAUCCCCAAACUCUCCCUGUCUGGACUCUAUGACCUUGGAGAAAUCACGAAGGCCCUGAGCCUCAGAGAUUUAAAGAACAGCCAAACAGACUCGAGCAAAUACAGCAGCAUAGUCCAGACGUUGUCAAAGGUGGUAUACAACUCCAAUCUGCAACUCAGUGAGAAUGGCCAGGCAGCUCCCUCCAAGACCUCCAGCAGGUCAGUGGGCCGGAAACUCUUGGCUCCCACAAUUCGCUUCAACCACCCCUUCAUCAUCAUGGUCUUCAAUCAUACCUCAUGGAGCUGCCUUUUCCUGGGCAAGGUCAUGAACCCACAGGAAUCCACAAGCCAUGGGAAGCCAUGA
Sorex araneus (European shrew) is the source of this 1230-nucleotide messenger RNA. Its product is annotated as corticosteroid-binding globulin-like. The record is from RefSeq and is a predicted model, not a curated record. Gene Ontology annotation, biological process: negative regulation of endopeptidase activity. Lineage: Eukaryota; Metazoa; Chordata; Mammalia; Eulipotyphla; Soricidae. Gene Ontology annotation, molecular function: serine-type endopeptidase inhibitor activity. Bases 1 to 1230 code for a protein of 409 amino acids. The transcript has 4 exons.